Molecule: messenger RNA, 1491 nt
Organism: Rangifer tarandus platyrhynchus (Svalbard reindeer)
Lineage: Eukaryota; Metazoa; Chordata; Mammalia; Artiodactyla; Cervidae
Source: the annotation of a GenBank genome assembly
AUGACCACAUUUUUCACCAGCGUCCCCCCCUGGAUUCAAGAUGCAAAGCAGGAGGAGGAAGUGGGCUGGAAACUAGUGCCCCGGCCUCGGGGCCGGGAGGCGGAGAGUCAAGUGAAGUGCCAAUGUGAAAUCUCGGGGACACCCUUCUCAAAUGGGGAGAAGCUGAGGCCUCACAGCCUCCCCCAUCCAGAACAGAGACCGUAUAGCUGCCCUCAGCUGCACUGUGGCAAGGCUUUUGCCUCCAAGUACAAGCUGUAUAGGCACAUGGCCACCCACUCAUCCCAGAAACCCCACCAGUGCAUGUACUGCGAUAAGAUGUUUCACCGCAAGGAUCAUCUGCGGAACCACCUGCAGACCCAUGACCCCAACAAGGAGGCCCUCCACUGUUCUGAGUGCGGUAAGAAUUACAAUACGAAGCUGGGCUACCGGCGCCAUCUGGCCAUGCAUGCCGCCAGCAGUGGCGACCUCAGCUGCAAGGUGUGCCUGCAGACCUUCGAGAGUACCCAGGCCCUGCUGGAGCACCUGAAGGCCCACUCACGCCGGGUAGCAGGUGGUGCCAAGGAGAAGAAGCACCCCUGUGACCACUGUGACCGGCGGUUCUAUACUCGUAAGGACGUGCGGCGGCACCUGGUGGUCCACACAGGCCGGAAGGACUUCCUGUGCCAGUACUGUGCCCAGCGUUUCGGCCGCAAAGACCACCUGACGCGUCAUGUCAAGAAGAGCCACUCGCAAGAGCUGCUCAAGAUCAAGACGGAGCCGGUGGACAUGCUUGGCCUGCUCAGCUGCAGCUCCGCAGUCAGCGUGAAGGAGGAGCUGAGCCCCGUGCUGUGCGUGGCCUCCCGGGACGUGGUGGGGGCCAAGGCCUUCCCUGGCAUGUUGCCCAUGGGCAUGUACGGUGCCCACAUCCCUGCCAUGCCCAGUGCGGGCGUGCCACACUCCCUGGUGCACAACACGCUGCCCAUGGGCAUGAGCUACCCUCUGGAAUCCUCACCUAUCUCUUCUCCAGCUCAGCUUCCUCCAAAAUACCAGCUUGGAUCUACCUCAUACUUGCCCGACAAAUUGCCCAAAGUGGAGGUGGAUAGUUUUCUGGCGGAGCUUCCUGGAAGCCUGUCUCUCUCAUCCGCUGAACCCCAGCCCACCUCACCUCAGCCGGCGGCAGCUGCGGCCCUCCUAGAUGAAGCACUGCUCACCAAGAGCCCCGCCAACCUCUCUGAGGCUCUCUGCGCUGCUAAUGUGGACUUCUCCCACUUACUGGGCUUUCUUCCUCUCAACCUGCCCCCAUGUAACCCACCUGGGGCCACAGGAGGCCUGGUCAUGGGCUACUCCCAGGCUGAGGCUCAGCCCCUGCUCACCACUUUGCAAGCUCAGCCUCAAGAUUCCCCAGGGGCUGGGGGACCACUGAACUUUGGGCCACUGCACUCCUUGCCACCUGUCUUCACCUCUGGCCUGAGCACCACGACCCUGCCUCGUUUCCACCAGGCAUUCCAAUAG